AUGUGGAAUGGAACAUGGAAAUCAGCACAGCCACUCAGGCGGGUGUUGUUUGCUGCUGCGUUUUCAACGGGCGCGUAUGGCUUCACAAUGCACAGAGAUCGAUUCGAAAAGUUUCCAACGACGGCACUUAGCCCAAACUUCAUUUUCAGUGCUUUGGGUAUGACAGCAAAGGAAUCUGAGAGGCAGACACGAUGUGAAAGUACCAAUACUUGGCCUGAUCCUUCGCCAUAUAAGCUUAUGGAGGUACCAGAUCGCACUCCUGAAGAUAAGCAUGCCAUCUUUGAUCUUCUUCUCGGGAACAAUAUGAUCGAGAAAUACGAAGUAUACAAGCGACCCACUGGAUCGACAGAUGACAACGUUGUCAUUGCGCACAUUGCAUUCGGUGAACACUUGGAUGGGCAUACUGGUAUUGUACAUGGUGGAAUUUUGUCGCUAAUGUUCGACGAUUUGUUGGGAUUCGGAUUCUAUUCUCUUGGCAUUCCAAUGGCCUUUACAGCGAAUCUGAACGUUGAUUAUCGUUCUCCUGUUCCCGCCGGGACUCGUGUUCGUGUUGUUGCCCAACUUGAGUCUCGAGAAGGACGCAAACUAUUCUGGAAAGCGCAAAUGACAAGUCUUGACCAGCAGGUACUUUAUGCUGAAGCCAGUAGUUUGUAUAUAAUACCAAGAUCUCAUGCAGGCAAAUGA
Molecule: messenger RNA, 684 nt
Organism: Cylindrotheca closterium
Lineage: Eukaryota; Bacillariophyta; Bacillariophyceae; Bacillariales; Bacillariaceae
Source: the annotation of a GenBank genome assembly